UUGUUCCUCCGCCAAUGAGGUGUACUAUUUUCUCUCAGCCUGAGAAAUGUUUUUAACUAACCACCUCCAAAUAGGGGGCAUAUACAACCCGAUUUCUUUCGAUCAUCACAGCGUGAAGGCUCCUAUGUUUUUUUCUGACUCAAAAUAAACGGAACUCGGAGAGACCCCUUGCGGAAGGAUCUGGUUUGUUGUGGUGAGGUACAGAGGUGGGGGGGAGGAGACGCUGACAAACCAAGAUGGCGGUUGCAGCGAUGAAACCUGCCGCGACUGGGACUUAAGUGUAGUAGUGAAGGCUUCAGUAGUUAGGAGGCAGCGGUAGGGUGUGGAAGAAACGGAACAGGACUAAGAACCGGUAAUCGAAACCUCAGCCUGAGACUUUUAGAGGACGGUACCCGCCCCCCCUAAGCCCUAGACGGGCGGUGGCCGUCCUGCUUAGGGCCUAGACUCCGAGAAGUGCCUCGGUUUCAGACAGCGGCGGCGCCAUGAGUCCUUAAGGGCUGCCUGAGCCCUCCCGAUCUCUGGCCCAGCCCUCGGGCCCACCAUGGAGCUGGGGUCCGACGAUUUCCUACCGCCGCCGGAGUGUCCGGUGUUCGAGCCUAGCUGGGCCGAGUUCCGAGACCCUCUUGGCUACAUCGCGAAAAUCAGACCCAUCGCCGAGAAGUCCGGCAUUUGCAAGAUCCGCCCACCCGCGGACUGGCAGCCACCCUUUGCUGUGGAAGUGGACAACUUCAGGUUUACUCCCCGAAUCCAGAGGUUGAAUGAGCUGGAGGCCCAGACAAGAGUGAAACUGAACUAUUUGGACCAGAUUGCCAAAUUCUGGGAGAUCCAGGGCUCAUCCUUAAAGAUUCCCAAUGUAGAACGGCGGAUCUUGGACCUCUAUAGCCUCAGCAAAAUUGUGGUGGAAGAAGGUGGUUAUGAAACUAUCUGCAAGGACCGUCGAUGGGCCCGUGUGGCUCAGCGCCUCAACUAUCCACCUGGAAAAAACAUUGGUUCCUUGCUACGCUCUCACUAUGAACGCAUUGUUUAUCCCUAUGAAAUGUACCAGUCUGGAGCCAACCUUGUGCAGUGUAACACACGCCCAUUUGAUAAUGAGGAAAAAGACAAGGAAUAUAAACCCCACAGCAUCCCCCUUCGACAGUCUGUGCAGCCUUCCAAGUUCAACAGUUAUGGACGACGGGCAAAGAGACUACAGCCUGAUCCGGAACCCACAGAGGAAGACAUUGAAAAGAAUCCAGAACUGAAGAAGCUACAGAUAUAUGGAGCAGGCCCCAAGAUGAUGGGGCUGGGCCUAAUGGCCAAAGAUAAGACUCUUCGGAAAAAAGAUAAAGAGGGACCUGAAUGUCCCCCCACUGUGGUGGUAAAGGAGGAAUUAGGUGGGGAUGUCAAGGUGGAGUCAGCCUCACCCAAGACCUUCCUAGAAGGCAAGGAGGAACUGAGUCACAGCCCUGAGCCCUGCACCAAGAUGACCAUGAGGCUGCGAAGGAACCACAGCAAUGCCCAGUUUAUUGAGUCAUACGUAUGCCGAAUGUGUUCCCGGGGAGAUGAAGAUGACAAACUCUUACUGUGUGAUGGCUGUGAUGACAAUUACCACAUCUUUUGCCUGCUGCCUCCUUUGCCUGAAAUCCCGAAAGGUGUCUGGAGGUGUCCAAAGUGUGUCAUGGCGGAGUGUAAGCGGCCCCCUGAAGCCUUUGGCUUUGAACAAGCUACCCGGGAAUAUACUCUUCAGAGCUUUGGAGAGAUGGCUGACUCCUUUAAAGCUGACUACUUCAACAUGCCUGUGCAUAUGGUACCCACAGAACUUGUAGAGAAGGAGUUCUGGCGGCUGGUGAAUAGCAUCGAGGAAGAUGUAACUGUGGAGUAUGGGGCUGACAUCCAUUCCAAAGAAUUUGGCAGCGGUUUCCCUGUCAGUGAUAGUAAGCGGCACCUAACCCCAGAGGAAGAGGAGUAUGCUACAAGUGGUUGGAACCUGAAUGUGAUGCCUGUAUUGGAGCAGUCUGUACUAUGCCACAUCAAUGCAGAUAUAUCUGGCAUGAAGGUCCCAUGGCUGUAUGUGGGAAUGGUGUUCUCGGCUUUUUGCUGGCAUAUUGAGGAUCACUGGAGUUACUCUAUUAACUACCUCCACUGGGGUGAGCCAAAAACCUGGUAUGGAGUCCCAUCACUUGCAGCAGAACACUUGGAAGAAGUGAUGAAGAAGCUGACACCUGAACUUUUUGAUAGCCAGCCUGAUCUCCUUCACCAACUUGUCACCCUCAUGAAUCCUAACACGCUCAUGUCGCAUGGUGUGCCGGUUGUUCGCACAAACCAGUGUGCAGGAGAAUUUGUCAUCACUUUUCCUCGUGCUUACCAUAGUGGUUUCAACCAAGGCUACAACUUUGCUGAGGCAGUCAACUUUUGUACUGCUGACUGGCUGCCUGCUGGGCGCCAAUGCAUUGAGCACUACCGCCGACUACGAAGAUACUGUGUCUUUUCUCAUGAGGAGCUCAUUUGCAAGAUGGCUGCCUGCCCUGAGAAGCUGGACCUGAACCUGGCAGCAGCUGUACAUAAGGAGAUGUUCAUUAUGGUGCAAGAGGAGCGGCGUCUACGAAAGGCUCUGUUGGAAAAGGGUAUCACCGAGGCUGAACGAGAGGCUUUUGAGCUGCUUCCAGAUGAUGAACGUCAGUGCAUAAAGUGCAAGACCACAUGUUUCCUAUCUGCCCUGGCCUGCUAUGAUUGCCCAGAUGGCCUUGUCUGCCUUUCUCACAUCAAUGACCUCUGCAAGUGCUCCAGUAGCCGCCAGUACCUUCGGUAUCGGUACACCUUGGAUGAGCUCCCUGCCAUGCUGCAUAAACUGAAAGUUCGAGCUGAGUCCUUUGACACCUGGGCUAACAAAGUACGAGUGGCCCUGGAGGUGGAAGAUGGGCGGAAGCGCAGCCUGGAAGAACUGAGAGCACUAGAAUCUGAGGCUCGUGAGCGAAGGUUUCCUAAUAGUGAGCUUCUACAGCGACUGAAGAACUGCCUGAGUGAGGCAGAGGCUUGUGUAUCCCGGGCUCUGGGAUUGGUCAGUGGCCAGGAAGCUGGCCCCGACAGGGUGGCUGGUCUACAGAUGACCCUGGCUGAGCUACAGGAUUUUCUGGGCCAGAUGAACAACCUGCCCUGUGCCAUGCACCAGAUUGGGGAUGUCAAGGGUAUUCUGGAGCAGGUGGAAGCCUACCAGACUGAGGCCCGUGAGGCCCUGAUCUCACAGCCCUCCAGUCCAGGGCUGCUGCAGUCACUGUUGGAGAGAGGGCAGCAGCUGGGUGUGGAGGUACCUGAAGCCCAGCAGCUCCAAAGGCAGGUGGAACAGGCACGGUGGCUGGAUGAGGUAAAACGCACACUGGCUCCCUCUGCCCGAAGGGGUACCCUGGCCAUCAUGCGGGGACUGUUGGUUGCGGGUGCCAGUGUAGCCCCUAGCCCUGCUGUGGAUAAGGCCCAGGCAGAGCUUCAGGAGCUGCUGACCAUCGCUGAACGCUGGGAAGAGAAAGCCCACCUCUGCCUAGAGGCCAGGCAGAAGCAUCCACCAGCCACACUUGAGGCCAUAAUCCAUGAAGCAGAAAACAUCCCUGUUCACCUGCCCAAUAUCCAGUCUCUGAAGGAAGCUCUUGCUAAGGCCCGGGCAUGGAUUGCUGAUGUGGAUGAGAUCCAAAAUGGUGACCACUACCCUUGCUUGGAUGACUUGGAGGGCCUCGUAGCUGUGGGUCGGGACCUCCCUGUGGGGCUGGAGGAACUGAGACAGCUAGAGCUACAGGUACUGACAGCACACUCCUGGAGAGAAAAGGCCUCCAAGACCUUCCUCAAGAAGAACUCCUGCUACACAUUAUUGGAGGUGCUCUGCCCGUGUGCAGACGCCGGCUCAGACAGCACCAAACGCAGCCGGUGGAUGGAGAAGGAGCUGGGGUUGUACAAAUCUGACACAGAGCUGUUGGGGCUGUCUGCGCAGGACCUCAGGGACCCAGGCUCUGUGAUCGUGGCCUUCAAAGAGGGGGAGCAGAAGGAGAAGGAAGGGAUCCUGCAGCUUCGUCGUACCAACUCGGCCAAGCCAAGUCCACUGGCAUCAUUGACAACGGCCUCUUCUACAGCUUCUAUCUGCGUGUGUGGGCAAGUGCCAGCAGGGGUGGGAGCUCUGCAGUGUGACCUGUGUCAGGACUGGUUCCAUGGGCGCUGUGUGACAGUACCCCGCCUCCUCAGCUCCCAGAGGUCCAGUCUUACCUCAUCCCCACUGCUGGCCUGGUGGGAAUGGGACACCAAAUUCUUGUGCCCUCUGUGUAUGCGCUCACGGCGCCCACGCUUGGAAACCAUCCUGGCACUGCUGGUAGCCCUACAGAGACUGCCUGUCCGGCUUCCUGAGGGUGAGGCUCUACAGUGCCUCACAGAGAGAGCCAUCAGCUGGCAAGGCCGUGCCAGACAGGUUUUGGCCUCUGAGGAAGUGACUGCUCUGUUGGGACGGCUAGCUGAACUCCGCCAACGGCUACAGGCUGAAUCCAAGCCUGAGGAGUCUCUGGCUUACUCUUCAGAUGGUGGAGAGGGCACUGGCAAUAUGCCUAAGGUCCAGGGGCUGUUGGAGAAUGGGGACAGUGUGACCAGUCCUGAAAAGGUAGCCACAGAGGAGGGCUCAGAUCUGGAGCUGCUAUCCUCGCUAUUACCACAGUUGUCUGGCCCUGUGUUGGAACUGCCUGAGGCAACCCGAGCCCCACUGGAGGAACUUAUGAUGGAAGGGGACCUGCUUGAGGUGACCCUAGAUGAGAAUCAUAGCAUCUGGCAGCUGCUGCAGGCUGGGCAGCCUCCAGACUUGAAGAGGGUCCAGACACUUCUGGAGCUGGAGAAGGCAGAGCGCCAUGGGAGUCGGACACGAGGCCGAGCCCUAGAGAGGAGACGGCGGAGGAAGGUGGAUCGGGGUGGGGAGCCCGAUGACCCAGCACGAGAGGAGCUAGAGCCAAAGAGGGUACGGAGCUCAGGACCAGAAGCGGAGGAAGUCCAGGAGGAAGAGGAGCUGGAGGAGGAGACUGGGGGUGAGGUCCCUCCUGUACCCUUCCCCAACAGUGGCAGCCCCAGCACCCAGGAGGACCAGGAUGGCUUAGAACCAGUGUUAGAGGCUGGUUCAGACACCUCAGCCCCUUUCUCUACUCUGACUUCCCGGCUGUUGAUGUCCUGCCCACAGCAGCCAUCUCUGCAACAAUUGUGACAGUGGCUGAGCCUAGCACAGACCCCAACAAAGAUCCUUUCUUGGCCUCAAGGAUCCUUUCUGACCAUCAAGCCUGCUUCUUGGAGGUGGGCGGAUAGGUGGAGAGACUCCCCCCUCACCACCAUCCCCAAGACCAUGACUUUUAUAUUCUGACUCCAAGGUAUUGUUCAGACCUCAGCUCCUGGGGGCCGGCCCCUGGAGUCCUGCGUCCCUGGUAACCUCUAACCAGCAUUCCCAGACACCAGAGGCAGAUAGACAGGUGGGCAGGGGAUCUACUGGGGCUGGGCCAGCACCAUUCCAGAGACAAAUCCAGGGCACAUGCAAACUGGGGGACCUCUCCCUUAUCCCCAGUUCUGACCCUGGGUCAGGCCAUGCUACACUAACCUUCCCUCCCCACCUCACACUUUUGCCUCCCCCUCCAUUUUACUUCUUUCCUCUCCCCUUCAUCUUUUCCCUUCCCCUUACUGUUCCACCCAGGAGGAGGAAACUUCACAUAGCUGUCCUUACCUUUUUAUUUUAAAUGAAUUUUGUUGGGGUUGAGCAGGGCUGCCUAUGGUCUGAAGGCUUUUGGUGCUUGUCCACACACCCACCUCAACCCUUCCUGCCCGUCUUCCCCUAUCUCCUUUCCUCCUCCUGGGUUCAUGCUGUAAUAAAGAAGAUUGUUGGUGUGUAAUUAAUUUGUUCAAAAGGAGAAAAAAAGCAAAACAAGAAACUUUGUUUCAACUAAAGCCUAUUUUAAUUUUAUUUUAUUAUUUUCCUCAUUAGAAAUAAAACCCUUAGGAAUGUUUUUUUGGAAACAUGUUUCUGAAGUGCAUUUCUCUUCAAAAAGAGAACAGAACCUUCCUCGCCUGUUAAUGGAGCAGCUACAGUGCCAGUUAGUGGUAGUGCCAGGGCCAGGGAAGCAGGGCUCUGAAUUUGAAUCUUACCAGCUUCUCUCUAACCUUGGAAAAGAUAUCCUGUUCCUCCCCCAAGCCAUUUCCCUGUCUUCAGACUGGUGGACACUGGUCCCCUUUGAUAAUUUGCACAACAGCUUCCCCUAGCUUUGUGCUCUUGAUUUUCUGUUCUCUGGGGGACUUUUUCUUCAUGGCUUUAUUGAGGUAGAGUUUCCAUACUAUAAAGUUCAGCUGUUUUAAAUAUGUAAUUUGAUGAGUCAGACCGUCCUUGAUGUUUCUCCAUUAGUUCUUUCUGCCCCUAAUGAAUGUGUGGUUAAUUUGUAAUUUCUGUGUCACUGUUAAACUGCUCUAUUGAGAUAAAAUUUGAAUAGCAUACAGUUCAUCCUCUUAAAGUAUACAAUUCAGUGACUUUUAGAAUAUUUUAGUCAUUGAAUGAGUCAUCACUGCAAAAAAUUUUAGAAUGUUUUUACAACCCUCAGAAGAAACCCCACAUUGCCUAGGUAUUCCCUCCUUACUCCCAUUUGUCUCUUCUGGACAUUUUAUAUAAAUGAAAUUAUACAAUAUGUGGUCCUUUUGUGUCUGGCUUCUUUGACUUGGCAUAGUAGCUUCAAGCCUAUUAAUAGUCCUACAGUAGUUAUAUCUUCACCCUUCUGAGCCUGAAAGAUGAAGGGGGACUAUACUUGAUCAGGGGCUGACCUCCUAAAAUAUGUUUAUACACUUUUUUUGUGGUUACCUAUAUGUAUUUUUCUUAGAUUAAAACCCACCAGAUUGCAAUCAUAUUUAUAAAGGAACCAUAACCGUCUAAAGACUAAGAAACAUUCUUAUGGUUCUGAGAGUUCUGUGUCCGGAGAUAGAGGAGCUAGAGGAGGAAACAAAAGCUUGGAGGCCCUGCUUCACUAGCUAACUUCCAGGCAUCCCUGGCUUCUCCAAGGUUUUUCCUCUUCUCAAGGUUGUAGAAGGUGUUACAGGCUAAAGUCAAAUCUUGAUCCCUAGCUCAGGAACUCAGCACACCAGCACUCUUACUUUGCCCUUCCUCAUUUAUAUGUUCAGAAGGAUUAUUUUGCUCCAUUUCUCUCCUUUCCCAGGAUUUCCAAUUGCUAGAAAUCUAGUGAUAUAUUUCACCCUCGUUGGGUGGCUUUCAAGGGUGGGAGCAUGGCUUAGACCUACCUGCCUUAUGCAGUCUUUUAGUCUAUGUUGAAAGGUAAACACCAGUAAACAGUGAAUAUCCCUACCCUUGGUCCAUUUUGGUACUAAGUUUCAAUCAAGGGUCAGGCCUUUGCCCAGCCAUUGGAAUUAAUCAUGGCUUCCAAUGAGAGUUGGAGGUAGCAGAAGAGACAGCCAUAGGAGCUUAAUCUUGACAUUUUACUACCACUCUACUCCAAGAAGCUAGGCACAGGAAGAAGUGGGCAAAGGAAAGGUAAAGAUGAUGCCUAUAACCUACAACUCCUAGGCUAGUGAACUGCUCAGGCCAAGGUAGGGGUCCUUUGUGGUAUGGGCCUGUCCCUUGACCAAUUUUCAGACAGCCUUUCUCAGCUUGACAUUUCCCGGCUGUAUCCCUUAUACACUUUGUGCUCCUUUCACAGUGUACAUGUAGCCAUUAUUGAUGCAAAACUGUCUUAAUUAGGUUUCUGUUGCUGUGAGAAAACACCACGACCAAAAACAACUUGGGGAAGAAAGGGUUUAUUUCAUCUUACAGCUUGUAGUCCAUCAAGGGAAGGAGGCAGGACCCUGGAGGCAGGAGCUGAUUCAAGGGCCAUGGAAGAGUGCUGCUUACUGGCUGCUCAACCUGCAUAUUGCACCCAGGACCACCAGCCCAGGGAUGGCACAGUCCACAGUGAGCUAGGUCUUGCAAUAUCAGUCAUUAAUCAAGAAAAUGCACCCUGGGUUUGCCCAAAGGCCAAUCUGAAGGGGGGCAUUUUCUCAAUUGAGUUUUCCCUCUUCCUCUAAGAGAGCACCAAAUGAGUGGGCAAGUUUUACCUCAGAGUCAUUUAGUUUACAGAUACCAUCCUGCUGCUACAUCCUAAUAGACAGUUCCACUCCUGUCAGGAUAGCAUCUGAGUAUGCAGGGGUGGAAAGAGAUACUGCUUCUAUUAAGGACAAAUCUCUCUUCUUCCUCCCCCAUUCCCCAUUCUCCUCUCUUAUUGAGACAGAGUUUGUAUCCCUGGCUGGCCUGGAACUCAGUAUAUAGACCAGGCUAGCCCCAAACUCACAGGGAUCUGCCUGCCUCUGCCUCCUGAGUGCUUGGAUUAAAGAUGUGCCACCACAUCCAGCAUCUAAAUUCCUCUCUUGGCAUUUCUUCCUGUCUCUAGCUUUUCAGUGCCUCCAGUGUGCCUUAAAUUAUGUCCAAAACACUAGGUUUAAUGAGUCUUUCCCCCACCUACCUGAAAGUAUCUAUUCAGAGGGUUCCUGGAGGAGACAAACAAGAGCCAGGUCUGAGUCCUCUGCUACUUCAAGGCUGGAGGUUGGGAGGUGGAAAUCUUGUAUGGUCAGUUCAGAAAGAGGCAGAUCAAGCAGCAUUUACAACCCCUACACUACAUGUGAAUUCUGUUCCUUAUACAUUGUAUGAAGUCUGCUGGUCCAGGGUGGCACUCUGGAAGUCAUUUGGGUCUGGACCAUGAUCACCAGAGCCCUGAAGGAGAAACAGAAACCAUCUGUCAUCCUAGAAGACCUGAAAUUAGGUGUGUGUUUAAGUCCUGGGUGCCACACUCCAUGUAAGAUACUUGGCAAAGUAAGCACGUAAGGAAUGGGUCCCUAAGAUAAUAUGCUGGGCCCAGCCAAAACUUGACAGGGCUGUGAUUGCCAUUUUCGAUGCAGAAAUACUCAAAGCCCUGUUUAUAUCAGAAGGGGUAUAAGUAAUUGAGAUGCCACCAGGCUGUUAAGAAUGGAACUUUUAGUAGACUGGGAUAUCAGCAAUGCUGGCUAGGUAGAUAGCUCAUAUUGCAAUUGUUCUGUAGAAUCAUUCCCAUGGCUGGCUGUGUUAGGUAUGUAUGUAUGUAUGUAUGUAUAUAAGACAGUAACAUGGCUGGUACAUACCUCUAAAACCAAACCUAUGGAGGUAAGAGGAGGAAGAUUGCAAAUUUGAAGUUGUAGAGUAGGACCCUGUCUUAAACAAAAGCCAAAACUUCAUAAAGCAACAUUUAGCUGCCUUCAAGGUCACUCACAGGCAUCAGUCAAGGUGUCAGCUAGCACAGCUGUCAUCUUCAGGCUUAUUGGGUCAGGAUGUACUUAGAAGUUCUGUAGCUAGCUGUUUGCAGGAUUCAGUUUCUUACUGGCUGUUGAACAGGUUCAGUCAGUUUCGUGAAUGUGGGUGGAUCUUUUCACAGGGCAGCUGGCUUACAAUAUGGCUGCUUGCUUCAUGAGAUCAAGAUGGGCAAGAGACAAAUUACUAUAAUCUUAGAAAUGACAUUCCAUUGUUUUUGCAAUUGACAAUAUUCAUAGAAGUCAUUAGGAGGGAGAAAAGGGGAAAGGUCUAGACCAUAUUCAGAAGGGAGGAAUUAAGAGGAUAGGGUUCAUUGGGGGGUCCUUUUGGAGAUUGACCUCUAUGGUUUACUCUUUGAUAAUUUAAUCAUUCAUGUCCCUUCCACGUACAAAAUAUAUUCACUCCUUACGUUCUCUUAAGUCACAUCUCAUUAUAGCAUAAUCUCAAAGGUGCUAAAUAUGAGUGAAUUGCCUUGGGCAUAAUCCCUACAUAUGGCUCAAGUACUGUUUUUCUCUAUGGAUGGAACUGUGAAACUUAAAGACACAAAUUAUCCAUCCAUAUCACUUCCGAAUAUACAAUGGUGGGAAGGCAUGUACAGACAUUCCAGUUCAAAAAGGGCAAAAGAUGUGUGUGUGUGCCUGUGGCAAUUGGAAACAGGAGCUACUGAUCUGUUACAAGUUAAAUCCAGCUGGGCAAAUGAAGUUCCUUGAAUUGAUUCCAAGACCGAGGACGAGUUUUCAUACUCCUGUCUCUGCUUUCUGGGCUCUUGCUGUCACCUUCUGUGCUUUUCAUGAGAGGUAGCACACAUGUUUGCAACCAAGAUUUUUUCCUUCUACUGUUUCCUGCCAGGAUUUUGGAGGACCAGUAAUGUCUUGCAAUGCAUGUGUAAUCAGUUACCAUCAAGGUUUAGACUUCUUUUUGGCAUGUUGAGCAUUCAUCAGUAAACUAGAAUGAGAUUGGCCUUCAGAGCAACCCUGACUUAGAGCCAUCAUGGCCACUUUGUCCAGAAGCCUGUUGGCAAAGAUAAAGGUGACAGACAGGAUAGAGAUUAGCUACACCCAUAGAAUGGAAUAUCUCUUUGGAGAUCUCCCAUAAUGGUGCUUGUUUAUAUGGGUUGUAAAAAAUUUCACACUGCACUCAUUUCAAGAUGGACAGCUAUUUGCAUAGGCCCUUUUCCUCAGCUAUCUCUUCAACAUUUCAGUCUUUUUAUUUCCAAAUUCUUGACUGUAUGCAGACAUGAAUCAGCAAGCUGUCUAUGCUUUUGACUGUUAAUGUGAUAGUAAUUUUAAUCAACCCAAAGUGGAGCUGUAACUCUGAAACUAGCCACUUGUAGCAGAUGCCAGCAUGUCGUGCAGAACAUCUGUAAGCCAAGCUUGAAUAUUGUAUCCCUUAGUUGCCUGGUCUCAAGGAACCCCCCCCCCCCAUGGGGUCUCAGAUGAUUAAAAAAAAAAUGACAAUGUAGCAAGUGUGAGUUUUCGGACCUGCACAUAAUUUAGCAGACCGGAUGGAACAGUUAACCAAAAUUACUAUUUGAUGCCAUGCGCUCAGAUGUUCAUUCAAAAAACUAAGUCCACUUUUCUAUUUUCAUUUUUCUUGGCUUCUGAGAUCUUGCUACUUGCAGUUUUACCCCCCCCCCCAUUUUUGUUUGUUUUGUCUUAUAAAUAUGUUGUAUCUUAGGCCAAUGACAUAGCCCAGUGGGUAAAAGCACUUGCUACACAAGCCUGGUGGCCUGAAUUCAAUCCCAGGGAUCCACGUGGUGAGAGAGAAUCAACUCAUGCAAGUUGUCCCGAUCUCUAUGUGUGUGUGCGCACACAUAAAUAGAUGUAAUAAAAAUAAUUUUUAAAAUGU
This is a messenger RNA of Grammomys surdaster, 11137 nucleotides long. RefSeq names its product lysine demethylase 5C (gene Kdm5c). Bases 542 to 5197 code for a protein of 1551 amino acids. Gene Ontology annotation, molecular function: histone demethylase activity; DNA binding. NCBI's taxonomy places the organism in Eukaryota, Metazoa, Chordata, Mammalia, Rodentia, Muridae. Gene Ontology annotation, cellular component: nucleus. The record is from RefSeq and is a predicted model, not a curated record. The transcript has 26 exons. Gene Ontology annotation, biological process: chromatin remodeling.